Molecule: messenger RNA, 1854 nt
Organism: Lolium rigidum
Lineage: Eukaryota; Viridiplantae; Streptophyta; Magnoliopsida; Poales; Poaceae
Product: glutathione hydrolase 1-like
Exons: 6
Coding region: 1-1782 (593 amino acids)
Biological process (GO): glutathione catabolic process
Cellular component (GO): plasma membrane
Molecular function (GO): glutathione gamma-glutamate hydrolase
Source: RefSeq, a predicted model, not a curated record
AUGGUGACGGAGAUCAUGGCCGACACGUCGCCGGCAUUUGGCGGACCUCCGACGGGGACAUCAACCACCGCGGCCGAAGCUCGACGUCUCCAAUGGUCAGCUGCCAUGCUCCUCCUGGUGUUUCUUGCCGCCGGAGCUCCGGCGUCCGCGGCCGGGCGCAGGGAGGUUGUGACCUCGCUGCACGGCGCCGUGGCAGCGGACGACGGGCGGUGCUCAACGAUCGGGCGUGAUGCGCUCCGGAGGGGCGGCAAUGCCGUGGACGCGGCCGUCGCGACGUCGCUAUGCCUCGGCGUCGUGAGCCCCGCGUCCAGCGGCGUCGGCGGGGGAGCGUUCAUGCUCGUCAGACUCGCCAACGGCACGGCAGUCGUCUAUGAUUCCCGCGAGACCGCGCCGUUGGCCGCCACAAAGGACAUGUAUGGCGGCAACCGGACGCUGAAAGCGAGGGGCGCGCUCUCCAUCGGGGUCCCCGGCGAAAUCGCGGGCCUCUACGCGGCAUGGAAAGACCACGGCAAGCUCUCAUGGAAGAGCCUGGUGACGCCGGCCGCGAAGCUCGCCGAGGCUUUCACGAUAUCGCCGUACCUGCAGAUGCAGAUGGAAGCGACUAGAGCCGGCAUCCUCGCAAACGCCGGGAUACGCGCCGUGUAUGCCCCGAAUGGGGACAUCCUCAAGGUAAACGACACGUGCUACAACGUCGCCCUCGCGAGGACGCUCAAGGCCGUCGCGGCGAGAGGGCCGGACGCCUUCUACAGGGGACCGGUGGCGAGUCAGCUGGUGAAGGACGUGAGGGAGGUUGGAGGGAUCAUGACCACGGAUGAUCUGGAGAAUUACCAGGUUAAGGUGCGGCGGCCGCUCUCGGAGAGCGUCAUGGGCCUUACAGUGCUCACCAUGCCCCCUCCUUCUGCUGGUGGUGCUGGGAUCAUGCUGGUUUUGAACAUCCUAUCUCAGUAUGGAAUUUCUGGUUUCUCUGGCUCUCUUGGGAUUCAUCGUCUUAUUGAAUCCUUGAAACAUUACAUGGCAAUAAGGAUGAAUCUCGGAGAUCCUGACUUUGUUGAUGUUAGUGAGGUUGUGGCUGAUAUGGUCUCUCCUGAGUUUGCAGCUGAGCUGAAGAGAACAAUUUACGAUAAUAUGACAUUUCCCCCACAAUAUUAUGGUGGAAGGUGGAACAUCCUCGAGGACCACGGUACGAGCCACUUAUCCAUCGUCGACUGCGAGAGAAACGCAGUAUCAUUGACGAGCACCGUGAACUCCUACUUCGGGUCCCUGAUCCUGUCCCCGAGCACAGGCGUCCUGCUCAACAACGAGAUGGACGACUUCUCCAUGCCGGCGAACACCUCUGCCGGCUCUGCGCCGCCGGCUCCCAACAACUUCGUCGCCCCUCUGAAACGCCCUCUCUCUUCCAUGAGCCCAACCAUCGUCCUCAAGGAUGGGGAACUGAAGGCUGUGGUGGGCGCCAGCGGCGGCGGCAUGAUCCCUGCAGGGACAGUCGAGGUGUUCCUGAACCACUUCGCCAGGAACAUGGACCCGUUGUCCUCUGUGAUGGCGCCGCGGGUUUACCACCAGCUGAUCCCGAACGUGGUUCAGUACGAGAACUGGACGACGGUGACCGGCGACCUCUUUUUGCUGGACGCGGCGACGAGAGCCGACCUUCUGAACAAAACCCACGAACUGAGGCCGCUCGCCGGAGGAACCAUAAGCCAGCUCGUGGUGCACAAUGUGGAGAGUGGCGGGGACCUGACCGCCGUGAGCGACCCGAGGAAAGGCGGCGUCCCGGCCGGCUAUUGAGCUAGUUUCAUACGACGUACGGGCCGCUCUGGCUGCCAUCAGAUUAAGCUACACGCGCGCGAUUCUUGUAUU